Phasianus colchicus (ring-necked pheasant) is the source of this 2035-nucleotide messenger RNA. It is a transcript of the gene MRPL22, whose product is annotated as mitochondrial ribosomal protein L22. Gene Ontology annotation, biological process: translation. Gene Ontology annotation, molecular function: structural constituent of ribosome. Lineage: Eukaryota; Metazoa; Chordata; Aves; Galliformes; Phasianidae. Gene Ontology annotation, cellular component: ribosome; mitochondrial large ribosomal subunit. The record is from RefSeq and is a predicted model, not a curated record.
CGGCCGCCGUAAAGCGAGGCGGGGAAGAUGGCGGCGCGCUGCGCGGGAGGUGCGGGUAGCGCCUGGGUGCGGGGCCUUCUCGGCUGGGUGCGGCCGGAGAGGUGGUUUGCAGCUGGUAGUGUUUUCCCGUUGUCAUGCAUCCACACAAGUACGUCCCUGCAGAAACUUGGGAAGUGGGAGAAAAAGAACAGGAUUGUUUACCCUCCUCAGCUGCCUGGGGAACCUCGCAGACCAGCUGAAAUAUAUCAUUGUCGGAGGGAAAUAAAAUACAGCAAAGAUAAGAUGUGGUAUCUGGCAAAACUGAUUAAAGGAAUGUCCAUUGAUCAAGCUCUUGCUCAGUUGGAAUUUAAUGAUAAAAAGGGAGCAAAGGUGAUUAAAGAGGUUCUCUUAGAGGCUCAGGAAAUGGCAGUAAGAAAUCACAAUGUGGAAUUCAAAUCAAAUUUAUAUAUAGCUGAGUCACUGGCAGGCAAAGGCCACUAUACAAAACGGAUCCGUUACCAUGGGAAAGGCAUGUUUGGCAUCAUGAAAAUCGUCAAGUGCCACUAUUUUGUGAAGUUGGUGGAAGGGCCUCCUCCUCCUCCAGAGCCACGAAAGACUGGUUUUGACCAAGCAAAAGAAUAUGUGCAACAGCUGCGCAAUAGAACCCUUGUUCACACACUGUGAUGGACUUUUGUGACUGUAUAGGUACUUCUUGUUUGACAAAGUAGUUAUGUAAAAUGAACCUAGAACGUUUUUAUUAUUUUUUGUUGCUGUUGGAGCUGGAUGAUGCAAGAAUGAUCCUAGAUCUCUUAUUUGUCAAGCCUAAGGUGUGCAAAAAUGUUGGAAGAGCAGCAACAGAUUCAACAGAUGUUGCUUUUUGAGUUACUUGGACCACAGCUUUCAACUUCCCUGUGCUAUCAAAUCCAGAGUAAACAAUACACUUAAAAUUUGCUGGGAAUUUUGUCAUGCAGUUCAUGCAACUCUGUUAUGUACGUUCAGCUCCAUUAUUGUAGACGUGUACAAUUGGCAGUCAGUCAGGUUGCAGGGUCACAAGUUGGAGUAAAUUUACCAGAACUGGACAUCGGAAAGUAGCCACAACAGUUCUACAUAACUGGCAUCAAUCUUGGAUUAUCAGGCAUCAAUUAAUGAUUCCUUUAUCUGGGCUGUAAUGCCACCUCCUUACUGUCUCUGUUGUGCUCUGUAGGCACUGUGGGGAGUGAAAAAUUCCAAGUACAGAUUUUGGUGGUGUCAGUAGGUGGCAUUGUUUAGUUUGUCAGGGAGGACGUGGUAGUGAAAACUUUCAGCACAUUGAAACCAUUCUGAAUUCUGACCAUGGCAUUAAUAGUCUGGUAUGUGUGUGGAGUUCAUGCUGUUCUCUGUGGAAACUCAAUAUGAGUAGUGAAGAGUGAACUAAUUAUACUGUCUGGGAACAAAUCACUUUUGUAAUGUUUUGGGAAGUAAAAUGCUGUAUGGAUUUAAUGUGGAAUGGCUUGUUGCAUACGUGAACCAGACUUCCAGUUCUAUGGAAAAAAAUAUAUGUAUCCUAUUUUUAUCAUUACUUUAAUUAAGAGAAGAAGUGGUGAAAACAUCUUCACACUCUCAUGUUUUCACCCAGAUGAAAAUCAGAUCAUGGACAUUGGCAUACAAAGAAUUAUAGUUGCUUGUUUAUGAAAAUAUCUGAUAUUUAGACCUUUUCAUUCUGAGAGCAUUAGUGGAAGAUAGAUUGCUUACCUCGUUUGGGUCUCUUUACCACACUGACUGAAAAUUUCAUCAGUGCUUGAGAGAUCGUAAAAGGACAGUUUGUAAGGAAACUAUUUCUUAGCUGUCCUAAUGGAAGUGGCCUGCAGCUGUUUCUUUUGGCUCUUGAAGAAACAAUCUUACAAUCCUAGAGUGUUAGGGGAUUGUGAAGUUACACAAGUAUGUACAUGGCUCCUACCACUAAUGGUGCUUAUUUGCCUUCUGUUCUUCUGUGGUGUGCUUGCAGGCGCAGUACUCGUUCUGAUGGAGGGUUGUCAGUGAUCUGGGAAAAGAUUAAAAAAUUGCAAGAUAAUCCAUA